This is a messenger RNA of Closterium sp. NIES-65, 498 nucleotides long. Lineage: Eukaryota; Viridiplantae; Streptophyta; Zygnematophyceae; Desmidiales; Closteriaceae. The record is from the annotation of a GenBank genome assembly.
AUGAGGGUGACUGUUACCGGUGUUCCCCCCGAUCCGGGCAUUGAGACUGCUGCUCUAGGUACUGGUGAGGCGGCUGCCCUAGUCCUCCCGUGUCCUGCGGCUCCCUCUGGCACCCUGUCUGGUCUUUACCUCCCCUCGUUCUCUACGAACCUGGUGAGUGGUGCUGACCUACAGGAUGGGGAGUCCACCAGGCCCUGGCCUACCUGUGUCCCCUGUGUCGAGGGGCGCCAGCGGGCUGCCCCUCACUCCUCCCAGUUUCCUCAGACAGAGGCCCCGUUGCAGACGCUUCGAAUGGACGUGGCAAUUCUACCAUCCCACCUCGUCGCCGUGUUCUGUCCUCCCAGGGACGUCACGUUUGACGAGUCGGUCCCCUACUACCGCCUCUUCCCCUACCGCACUCCGUCCCUCCCCCUGCCGCCGCUCUUCCUUGUUCCAGAUCCCCCUCCGGUAGACCCCCUCCCCCUCAAAAGUCUGUCCCUUCAGGUGUGUCCCACGUAG